AAACUCGUCGGAAUCGCAAAUGUUGGCGAUCCCGUCUCACUUCUAUUUUGUAAUUUUAUUAAAAACGGAAAGAAAACCUCAAAUCCCCCAUUCCCAAAGCGGCGACAGAACCCAAAUCCCUUUCUCUGAACAAUCCCCCAAAGCCCUAGCCAAAUCGCACGCCAGUCCUCAGAUCUCGUUGCUGGUCAUCGGAUCGGGGGCUUCCCUUUCUCGUUUCCUCCUCCUCUUCUCCGGUUGCACUGAGGGUUAGCGGUAGCAGUGGGUCUCGAUCUUCUCCAUCUCUGCUCCAUUGACACUUAUCGGUACUUCAGUUCCCUCUCCUGUUUCGUUCUUUACAGCUCUGUUUUUAAGUUUGCUUGUGGUUUGAGUUUGAGCUUUGGUUGAGUGGUACAGUUAGUGUUUCUUUUGAAAAAAAAAUGGCAUCUUGCAGUGGUGACAGUAGGAGUGGUUCAGUGGAUGUGAAAAUCUUAAAAAGAAAAAAUGCUCCAGGAAAUAGGAGUGAUGUGGGUUGGGAACAUGGUUAUGAGGUUGAAGGAGGGGAUUCUAGGACUAGGAAGGUUAGAUGUAAGUAUUGUGACAAAGAAAUCAGUGGGGGUAUUUAUCGUUUCAAACAUCAUUUAGCUGGUACUAGAAAAGAUACAGGAGCCUGUCUUAAAGUGCCAAAAAAUGUUAAGAAGGACAUGCUUGAUGUGCUUGUGAAAAGUUCAGAGAGAACAGAAGAAAAGAAAAAGGGUUUUGGCACCCGGGAUGAGGAGAGUGAUGGUGAUGAUGAAGAGGUGUUGAGAAGGAAGAACAUGGUUACUAAAAGGAGGUCUAUUAAUUCUUUGUUUAGAAGAUGUAAAAGCACCCAACACACCAUUACUCAAAUGUUCAAAAAAGAUUCCAGGGAGGAGGAGGAGGAGGUAAGCCGAGAAAUUGCUAGGUUUUUUUACACUAGUGGAAUUCCUCUCAGCUGUGUGAAAAAUCCAGUGUUUGAAAAAAUGUGUGAGUUGAUUGGGAAAUGUGGACCUAGCUUCAUACCUCCAUCUUAUCAUGAGAUUGGAGAAAAGUAUUUGAAAAAAGAGAUUAAGCAUACUAUGGAAUUACUUGAGAAGCAUAAAGCCCAGUGGAAAAAAACUGGUUGCUCCAUUUUGUGUGAUGGCUGGACCAAUAAAAGGCAGCGUUCCAUACGCAAUUUCUUGGUCAAUAGCAAUGAGGGCACAAUAUUUUUAUCAUCCGUUGAUGCAUCUGGGAUUUUAGAAAGUGCUGAAAAAGUUUUUGAGAUGUUAGAUGAAGCUGUUGAUAAAGUAGGGGAGGAGAAUGUUGUGCAGGUUAUUACUGAGAAUACUACCAAUUAUAAAUUAGCUGGGGGGAUGCUAAUGGAGAAAAGAAAAUCACUUUGGUGGACACCAUGUGCAGCACAUUGUAUUGAGUUGAUGUUGGAGGAUUUUGGGAAAAAUUUUAAGGUCCACCAUGAGACAAUUAGAAAGGGAAAAAAGAUUACAGCUUUCAUCUAUUCGAGAACCUUACUCAUUGACAUGUUGAAGCAGUUUACUGAGGGCAGGGAUUUAAUAAGACCAGGUGUAACCCAAUUCGCUACUGCAUAUCUUACUUUAGGGUGCCUUAAUGAGCUCAAGGGUGAAUUGAUGGCCAUGUUUUCUUCACAAACAUGGAAAAAUAGUGAAUAUGCAGGACUAAAGGAUGCUAAAGAUGUGGAAAAUGUGGUUUUUAAUUGCAGAUUUUGGCAAAAUAUCACUAUAUGCAUUAAGGCUGCAUAUCCGCUCCUUGAUGUGCGUCGUUUAGUUGACUUGGAGGAGAAGCCAGCCAUGGGCUUCAUUUAUGAGGAGAUGAAUCGAUGCAAAGAAAAGAUUCAAAAUAAUUUCAACAAUGUCAAGGAAAGUUAUGAGACUAUUUGGGAGAUUAUUGAUGCUAGAUGGGAGUCCCAACUUCUUAAGCCAUUGCACGUCACGGUAUAUUUUUUGAAUCCCCAAUUUCAUCAUGGUCCUAAUUUGAAGGCGGGUUUUGAAGUUAAGAAGGGAUUAUAUGACUGCUUAAGUAGAAUGGUACCAGAUCUAAAAGAAAGUUGCAAGAUUGACUUGCAGAUUGAUGAAUUUAAGGCUGCCGAUGGGCUAUUUGGGAGUGAAUUUGCACAGAGGGCAUGGGAUACGGAAACUCCAGUUGAUUGGUGGAAAUCCUAUGGAAAUGGUUGUCCUGAAUUGCAAAGGUUUGCCAUUCGGAUACUUAGCCUGUCUUGUGGUUCAUCGGGAUUGAAACAUAAUUGGAGGAUUUUCGAUACGGUUCAUGCCAAAAGGAGGAACAAUUUACGCCAAAAGAGGAUGAAUAAUUUGGUGUUUGUCAUGUACAACUUAAAGUUGGAAGACAAACAAGCAAGGAAUCAACUUGAAUUGGAUGAUCUCUCCUCAGAUGAUGAAUGGAUAACAGCAUCACAAGCAGAUGGAGGAAGUUAGUUUGGAUAUCAAGGCGAAUUGAACUUAGAAAUAGGUGUAGAGCUAAAAACAACUUCAGCUACGCUUCUUACUUUGUUUUUAUGGCCUUAACUAAGGAUUUUAAUUUAAAUGACGAAGAGAAAGCUGUAUGGCAUGAACUGAAACAUUUUUUUACUGUUUAGAACUGAUGCAUUGAAAAUGGUG
This is a messenger RNA of Rubroshorea leprosula, 2630 nucleotides long. NCBI's taxonomy places the organism in Eukaryota, Viridiplantae, Streptophyta, Magnoliopsida, Malvales, Dipterocarpaceae. The record is from the annotation of a GenBank genome assembly.